AUGGAAUUGGCGAGAAGCAUACUACUUACUCUACUACUCUCUUGUGCUGUUUACGACGCAGUCCAGCUAGACCUCUCACCGGCGCAGCAGAGGAUUGUCGACGACCUCUCUUGGGCCACCAGGUCGAGGGUCCUCACGGAGAAGGCGGACACCAGGAGGGUCGGGAUACAGCCGCUGGUGGACGGAAGGCGCCAGGGGGAGAGGCCCUUAGGUCCGACGCCGCCGUUCGCGGACGACGAGAUAAAGCUGAAGCUGUUCCGAAUGAUGUACGAAUCGAUCAGCGACAGCGACUCGAAGAUAAAGCGCGCGGACACGAUAAGGAGGUCCUACGAGAACAGCACCUCCUUCGAGGUGGGCUUCAUCGUGGCCGACGCCACGGACAAGUUCGACACGAUGGUGGACAUAUCGAGCAUGCUCGAGCGCUUGUUCGCCGACUGGAGGCCGAUCGAGCACAUAAACGCGUACGAGCACAUAGCCAACAAGGGCAUAGAGAUCAGCCAGCUGAUAGAGCUGGCCAAGUCCGUCGCGAAGAGGAACGCCACAUUGACUGGCUACCGACGCGCCUUGGUCAAUAUUUCGUUGUGG
Messenger RNA from Iphiclides podalirius (scarce swallowtail), 585 nucleotides. The record is from the annotation of a GenBank genome assembly. NCBI's taxonomy places the organism in Eukaryota, Metazoa, Arthropoda, Insecta, Lepidoptera, Papilionidae.